Messenger RNA from Lotus japonicus, 1115 nucleotides. Its product is annotated as putative F-box/FBD/LRR-repeat protein At4g13965. NCBI's taxonomy places the organism in Eukaryota, Viridiplantae, Streptophyta, Magnoliopsida, Fabales, Fabaceae. The record is from RefSeq and is a predicted model, not a curated record. The transcript is spliced from 2 exons. The coding region runs from base 65 to 1090 and encodes 341 amino acids.
UAUUAACUCGAAAUAAUUGUCCAUUGAUUUGAUCCUCCUCCUCGCAAGUGUGCAUCAAUGGCGGAUGGAAUCAGCAAUUUGCCAGAUGAUGUUCUGCUUCACAUUCUCUCGUUCCUUCCUACUGAAGAUGCUUUUGCGACAAGUCUUGUGUCCAAGAGAUGGAGACCACUCUGGCUUUCAGUUCUCAAUCUCGACUUUGUCGAACAUAGAUAUACUCGACAUGGGAAUAAACGUUUGCUACGACCAUUCUCUUCCUUUAUUGAUGCAUCCAUUCUCAGACGAGGUAUUCACCAACCCAUCAAAACUUGAGAAUCUCCAAUUCAAUUGUUUGGCCUUUGGGCAGGACUUACCCUGCUCCAUUUUCAGCAUCAAAACCCUUGUUGUUCUCAAGUUGAAAUGCGUGGCUUUUAAGGUUUUUUCUUCUGUUGAACUUCCCUCACUCAAAACUCUGCAUUUGAACAUGGUUCAUGUUUUCAAGCCUCAUCAUUUAAUGGAGCUUCUUAAUGGGUGUCCCAAUCUUGAAACUUUGAAAGCAAAGGAUAUAAGGUUUGAUUUUAUUGACCCUUCAUUUAAGGGUAAGGGUAAGGGGAACCUUAAACCUUUAUCAAAGCUUGUCAGAGCAGAUCUUUCUCCCUGGAUGAUGAAGAGGCCGGGAACUUAUUAUAUUGUUGAGUUUGUCCGCGAGUUCGGCCACGCUGACAUUCCUAUAUUUCCCAAUUUAAUCCAUUUUGAGCUCAUCUUGGGAGGCAGUGUUAAAAUGGAAGUGGUGCUCUAUUUGCUCAAUCAUUGCCCUCAACUUCAAACUUUUCUCCUUCAAAACGUAUGUUGUCUUGUAAACCAGGCUUGGCAAAAUACACCUGUGGUUCCUGAAUGCUUUUCUUCACAGCUCCAAACCUGCAUUAUUACAAAGUUUGAAGGUGCCAAAAGUGAGAUGACAUUUGCCAAGUUUGUUAUGCAAAAUUCAACGUUGUUACAUACCAUGACAAUUUUCAGUUUCCCUAAACUAUCUCAUGAGAAAAAGGCUGAAAUUAGAAUAGAAUUAGAAUCAUGCCCAAAGAGCUCUGCAACCUGUGAACUUUUAUUUAAGUAAUUGGUAUUCUUGUUAGUAGUUAAAA